This is a messenger RNA of Penicillium longicatenatum, 2814 nucleotides long. Its product is annotated as DDHD family phospholipase. Gene Ontology annotation, molecular function: metal ion binding; glycerophospholipase activity. The transcript has 4 exons. The record is from RefSeq and is a predicted model, not a curated record. NCBI's taxonomy places the organism in Eukaryota, Fungi, Ascomycota, Eurotiomycetes, Eurotiales, Aspergillaceae. Gene Ontology annotation, cellular component: cytoplasm. The coding region runs from base 1 to 2814 and encodes 937 amino acids.
AUGACCGGCCCAUUCCAUACCUACGGCCCAUCCUGUCUGUUGACGGAUGACGAGCCCGAGCUCAAAAGCCUGUAUUCGCUUUCUUCACCGCCAGAGAUUCGAUCUCAAUUUUUCUAUGUCUCAUCCCUACCAAUCGACGAUCCUUUGGCUCCGCUUCCCGCCGCUAGUGGGCAAGCAUGGGGAAAUGAAAGAGCUCCUCCGCAGCCAUUCUCAGCGAGAGAUAAUAUUGCCUUGGAGACGGCAUGGUCGGAUUUACGAGAAGCUCAGCAAAGGAAAUCCGGUUCCAGUGAAUCCCAUGCGGGGGUAUCGAAGGGACGUGCGGGGAUAGCUGUACCGGGCCAUGCAUCAAUUUUUGAGGAAAAUCGCCGUCAAAGGACGGCAGCUCGAGGAGACUCCAGCCUGGGCAGCAGCAGGGGCACCACGAGCAACUCGAUGUCGAUACCAGAUGAGGUUGCUCCACCAACUGGCAGCGGUGCUAGUCACCGAAAGCGGAUGUUCUCUUCGUCCAUGAAUGAUUCAAGUAGAGCUAAGAGAGAGAGCUUUUCCCCGCCCGGUGAGGAUUCGGAGCGCCACGAAAUUACGAGCAGUCUCCAGGCACCUCCAUCUCGUGAUGCGAGUAUCAGCGGCUCCCCUUUUAUCCGAGCGCCAGAUUCUCAGCCAGGCACUCCACUUGGACGUUCAUUCGAAUCACUGGCCUCAAAAGAUGGAGCAGAGUGGCAAGCAGAGUUGCGCAGCAAUACUCCCCAUCAUUCAUCUUCGAAGCCCUCGGGGCUCCGAACGACUGUCAGCCUAGAGGACACAAGCGUGGAUGACGCCGCGGAAAUAGCGGACCCCGAAGAAGUCCAGACAAAGAUUCCAGUGGGCGCAAUGCGCCUUCACUUGGUUGAGUUGCCAAACUUAAAGAUGAAACCAAUCUAUUGGAGCCCGCUGCACGACGUGUCAGCUGUGGUCAGGGCGACGUGGUUCUACAGAAACACUAUGCUCCCAGUGGAGACACCGGUGGCAAAUCAAUUGGAAGAGGGAUACGUCUACCUGAAGCCAUGGACUGAGACCUGGCAAGACGAGCUAAACAGUUGUGUAGAAAAUGGUGCUGACGCAGAGAUGAAAGUUGCGCAUAAAUUGUGGCCCAAAAACGAGCCAGGCUCUGCUAAUCCACCGGGAACUGCACAAACCGAGCAGGACACUCGUACUUCAUCGGCUGGGGCACAGAAUACUUUAUCAUUCGAUAAAAACAAAGCUUCUGGGGUAACCGCAGCUCACCCCGAGGGCGCUAAGCCAUAUCUCGCCUCCAGCGCUAUUUAUGUUGAUGCAGUGAAUGCCCAGAUCCUCCGACCAAGCUUACUACCAUCUGUAUCCAAGGGCAGAAAACCACUUAGUGCAAUUCGCAAAGGACGCCAAAUUGGGAUACCUGUGGUUCGUGGGUUCAGUCGCAAAUUGUGGGAUCAGUUGCAUCCUUCCAAGGCCAAUCCUGUGGAUGUACGGAAUUAUAUUCGACGAAACCCCUCACAAAACCCAACGCCAGCCCCUGGCGAACAAAUAUGCUACGCUUGUAAGAUGGAAGAGUUGCGUCCAGCUCCCACAGAUUUAAUGUUUGUCAUACAUGGCAUUGGUCAAAAGUUGUCAGAGCGAAUGGAAAGCUUCCAUUUUACACAUGCGAUCAAUGCAUUCCGCCGCGAAGUGAACAUGGAGCUUAAUAACGCACCUGUUUGGCCCCAUGUACGGCAGGAUCACGGGGGAAUCAUGGUUUUGCCCAUAAACUGGCGUACGACAUUAUCUUUGGAAGACCCGUCCCCGGAUGCUGCGGACAUGGAGGAUCCAUUUGCGAACGACUAUUCCCUUGCAGACAUUACCCCUCAGACACUUCCUGCUGUACGGUCACUGAUCAGUGAUGUGAUGCUCGACAUUCCUUACUAUCUGUCACAUCACAAGCCAAGGAUGGUCAAGGCAGUUGUCCGGGAAGCCAAUCGUAUCUACCGUCUUUGGUGCAAGAAUAACCCCGGGUUCCAGGAAAAUGGUCGCGUACAUCUCCUUGCACAUUCUUUGGGAAGUGUCAUGGCCCUCGACAUUUUAAGCCAUCAGCCAACACACGUCCCUCGUUUCAACUUUUUCGAUACCCCCCUGCAUAGCGAUAUCUUUGAGUUUGAUACUGCCAAUCUGUUUCUUUGUGGAAGUCCUGUCGGAUUCUUCUUAUUGCUCAAUAAAGCGAAUCUUCUCCCUCGAAAAGGCAGAGAGAAAGCAGGUAGCCAAGGCGAAGACCGUCUUCGUGGCGUGGCUGGCGAAGCUGGCACAUACGGUUGUCUCGCAGUCGACAACUUGUAUAACAUCCUGCACACGACAGACCCGAUUGCUUACCGUGUCAACGCCGCCGUGGACAAUGACCUCUCCAAUUCUCUCAAAGUAGCCUCAAUACCCAGCUCUACCUCUAGCCUCUGGCAAUCCUUUGGCAGCGUCUUCCGCUGGAGUACCUCAUCAGCAAGCUUCCUUCCUGCGGCGCACCCUGUACGUCCUGCCAUGGUCUCCAAACUGCCCUCAAACGUUGAAAUGGAAACGCACGACUUCACCCGUGAAGAAAUUGCCGAGAAACGUAUGUUGCUUCUCAACGACAAUGGCCAGAUAGACUAUUAUCUAUCCGGUGGAGGUGGUCCACUCAAUAUCCAAUAUUUAAAUAUGUUGAGUGCGCAUAGCAGCUACUGGACAUUGACGGACUUUGUGCGGUUCGUUGUUGUGGAAAUUGCUAGGAAGCAGGGGAGGGAUGGGACAUUGGUUGGUUUGCGGGCGGAGAAGAAGAAGGGGUAUAAGGUCACAAAGGGUUGA